This is a messenger RNA of Penicillium angulare, 810 nucleotides long. RefSeq lists its product as uncharacterized. The coding region runs from base 1 to 810 and encodes 269 amino acids. NCBI's taxonomy places the organism in Eukaryota, Fungi, Ascomycota, Eurotiomycetes, Eurotiales, Aspergillaceae. The transcript is spliced from 2 exons. The record is from RefSeq and is a predicted model, not a curated record.
AUGCCGCAACUCUUCCCUGCCGACCCAGCGGCGACGAUGGUCAUCCGCCAAGUGGCACCGCAAAUUACCACAUUCAGUCUGCCAUUCGCACGAUUUGGGGUAAUGCGCUUCGGCGCUCGAGGAACACUGAUCAAGCUGGCCACGGGCUCCCUCGCGAUCUUCUCGCCUGUCAGCCUCACUACCGAAGUACGAGACACUGUUCAGUCGCACGGCGGCAACGUCAAGUAUAUUAUUGCACCUGAUCUUCAGCACCAUCUGCACGUCACAGCCUGGAAGAACGCAUACCCGGAUGCAAACAUUCUCGCACCGGAGGGACUGUGGGAGAAGCGACAGAAGGUUGCAGAGUUCAAGGACACGCCAUUUGAUCUUGUGUUUAAGAAGGACGGAUCGCGGACAAUUUCUCCAGAAUUUGACGAUGAAUUCGAGCUUGAAUACGUGCACGGACAUGGCUCGCGUGAACUCGUCUUUCUCCACAAACCCUCGCGUACUCUGCUUGAAGCCGAUCUUCUCUUCAACCUGCCUGCCCAUGAGCAGUACUCGAAGACCGAUGAUGGUAGCACUGCGAACUUCAUGACACGACUGUUUCUUCCUAUGUUGGCCCCCAAGCCACCUUCCACUGGACACCGACGCUUUGCCUGGUAUGUUCUGGCCAAUGAUAAGCCUGCUUUUACAGAGUCUAUGCGUCGCAUUAUUCGGUGGGAUUUUGAUCGAAUCAUUCCAUGCCAUGGAGACGUGGUUGAACCAGGUGCCAAGGGAGUGUUUCAGGAUGUCAUGGCUUGGUUUCUGAAGGAAGAUCAUAAGCAUGUCUGA